AGAUAGAGAGAAAACAAAGUUAAUGAUUUGGUGAUUAAAUUUUUAGUAAUAUAAAGAGCAAAUCAAGUUCCUCACGGCGCCGAAAUUAGCACUAUAUAUAGACGUCUUAACUCUCAUUCAUCAUACCCACAUCUCACAACUUCUCUCUCCCUCUGUGUAUCAAUAACUCCAUAAUUUUCACGUUCUUGAUACCUGUAGCUUUCGCUUUAACCUCCUACCCACCAAUACCGCACAGUAUCUCAUUACUUUUCUCCUAUCAUGGAUUGCUUGCAGAGUUGGCCUGAACCUGUUGUUCGUGUCCAGUCUUUGUCUGAAAGUGGCAUACGCCAAAUCCCACAGCGUUAUGUGAAGCCAGCUUCUCAUAGGCCCUCGCUGAAUAAUAACUAUGUACCUUCUUCUCAAAUGGAGGUUAACAUUCCUGUUAUUGAUUUCCAGAACGUUUUCUCUGACAAUCAAACUCUUCGUUUGGAGACCCUGAAGAGUAUCUCCAUCGCUUGUCGCAAGUGGGGUUUCUUUCAAAUAGUGAACCACGGUGUGAGACCUCAGCUUCUGAAGAGAGUGCGAGAGGUCUGGCGAGAGUUCUUUAACCAGCCGCUGGAAAUAAAGCAGGAGUAUGCAAAUUCUCCAGCUACUUACGAGGGCUACGGUAGCCGGUUGGGUGUGGAGAAAGGGGCCACCCUUGAUUGGAGCGACUAUUUCUUUCUUCAUUAUAUGCCAGUUUCGCUGAGAAACCAGAGCAAGUGGCCUGCAGUGCCGGCUUCCUGCAGGGAAUUGAUAGCUGAAUAUGGAAGCGAAGUGGUUAGGCUUGGUGGAAAACUGAUGAGGAUAUUCUCUAAGAACCUUGGCCUUGAAGAGGACCAUCUUAUAAACGCUUUUGGUGGGGAUGAGAACGUUGGUGCGUGCUUGAGGGCGAAUUUCUACCCCAAGUGUCCCCAACCAGACCUUACACUAGGUCUCUCAUCACACUCCGACCCAGGUGGCAUGACCAUUCUUCUGCCUGAUGAAAAUGUCGCCGGACUCCAAGUCCGUCGAGACGACAGUUGGGUUACUGUUAAGCCAGUCCCAAAUGCCUUCAUUAUCAACAUAGGAGAUCAAAUUCAGGUACUGAGCAAUGCCAUAUACAAGAGCAUAGAGCAUCGUGUGAUUGUGAACUCUGAUAAAGAUCGAGUCUCGCUUGCCUUCUUCUACAACCCUAAGAGUGACCUGCUGAUUGAACCUGCCAAGGAGCUGGUGACAGAGGACCAACCACCUCUCUAUCAAGCAAUGACAUAUGAUGAGUAUAGACUUUACAUCAGGACGAAGGGUCCAUGUGGGAAGCAACAAGUGGAAUCUCUAAGGUGCUCUUGAUCAUUGAAUGUGGGAUCGGUAUAAAGACUAAAUUUGUUGGUCCUCAAAGUUGCAUCUAAAUUUAAAAAAAAAAAAAAAAAGCCCUUUUAGUUUUUUUCUAUAAGUAUAUAUACUACAGUUCGUGUCAAUGGAUCGAAUAUCAUGGUGAUGAUUUUAUAAUCAAAUUAAAUGCAGAAAAUGAUGAUGAUGAUCAUGCUUUUCAAAGUCAGUAGCAACGAGAUUAAAGCUUUUGUUUUUUUGUUCAAAUUGUUAUGACAAGUUGAUAUGUACCGAUCCCAAUUAUCAGAAAAGAAAAUCCUUUCAAUGA
Messenger RNA from Hevea brasiliensis (rubber tree), 1654 nucleotides. RefSeq names its product jasmonate-induced oxygenase 2. The record is from RefSeq and is a predicted model, not a curated record. The transcript is spliced from 3 exons. Bases 259 to 1347 code for a protein of 362 amino acids. Lineage: Eukaryota; Viridiplantae; Streptophyta; Magnoliopsida; Malpighiales; Euphorbiaceae.